AUGUCAUUGAUAUUGAACAAAAAACGUGGUUCAACUCGACCAUUAUGGUUAAUAAUUGUAUUAAUAUUUAUUUCAAUAAUAAUGAUUUAUUUGAAUAGAAAUAAUGUAUUUCGAUAUAAUUUUUAUAUUAAAAUUAAUUAUAAAAGUAAAUAUCCUUAUAUAGCAGUAAUUGUUGAUGAUAGAGCGAUUGAAUCAGUUGUUAAUACUGUAAACAAUGUUAUUGAACAUAUUCCUGUAGAUUGGAAAGUUCAAAUAAUAACACCAUAUGAAAAUUGGUCAUUCUAUAAUAAAUCUUCUCUUAAUCAAUAUAUAAAUAGUGAUAGAAUUUUAUUAACAGAUCUUGAACAAAAAUCAAAUGGUUUAGCUAGUGAUAAAUAUAUUAAUUCAAUAUUAACUUCAUCAUCAUUUUGGCAUAAAGUAUAUGGUGAUAAAGUAUUACUUUUUCAAAUAGAUGCUGUUCUUUGUUCAAAUUCUUCAUAUAAUAUAAACGAUUUUUUACAAUAUGAUUUUGUUGGUGCACCUUGGGUUGGUGGUGGUUGUUGUAAUGGCGGACUUUCAUUAAGAACUAGAUCAAAAAUACUUCAAAUGCUUGAAAAUAAACGUUUUCGUUUUCCAGUAAAUCAAAUAAAUGAAGAUGGAUGGUUUACAGACAAUUUACCUUAUUUUAAUGGUCGUGUUGCACCUAUUUCGAUUGCAAAAAAGUUUUCAGUCGAAAGUAUUUAUCAUCCUCGACCAUUUGGUGUUCAUAAACCUCAUACAAACACAAUUGGAUCAUACAAUAUGAACCGUCUAUGUAACGAAUGUCCGGAAGUUAGUGCGCUUGUUCCUUCUUGUAAAACAAACAUUAAAGUUAGUAAUUCAACUUAUUAA
Messenger RNA from Rotaria sordida, 870 nucleotides. The record is from the annotation of a GenBank genome assembly. NCBI's taxonomy places the organism in Eukaryota, Metazoa, Rotifera, Eurotatoria, Philodinida, Philodinidae.